Anolis sagrei ordinatus is the source of this 4434-nucleotide messenger RNA. RefSeq names its product protein phosphatase 1 regulatory subunit 10 (gene PPP1R10). Gene Ontology annotation, cellular component: chromatin; PTW/PP1 phosphatase complex; nucleus. The record is from RefSeq and is a predicted model, not a curated record. Gene Ontology annotation, molecular function: protein phosphatase 1 binding; metal ion binding. Lineage: Eukaryota; Metazoa; Chordata; Lepidosauria; Squamata; Anolidae.
GGGUUUGGGAGGGGACAAAAGGCGAGUCGCAUGGGAUUCAUACUAUUUUUGGGACCCCUUUCCCAGAGUAUGUCAGUAUUGACAUUUCUUAAUUCCCACGUCAUAAUUAUUUUCGACGAAUGGCUCUUUUCAGAGCUUAAAAAUAACAGGAACCACUAAAAAGCGGUUAAAAUUUGAAUUCAGAAUCCCCCCCUUUUAAAAAUGGAAAUCCUGUGAUUUGUGUCAACAAUUUAAAAACCCAAUUCGGUGUCUGGUCAGUCUUGUUGCGUAAGAUUUUAUGGCUCAAGAUUUAUUAUUUAUUAUUCCUUGAGUCUUGUUUUUGUUGGCAUAACCCAAAAAACUUAACCGUGCUUUGUCUUUUCUUUCCCUUCCUAGGUUUGCUUUGAUCUCAAGACAUUGUUCAACGUGCGCCGCGAAACAAAGAAAAAACCCCCACAGUUGAGCCUCUGAGACGACACACAAAGCCAGCUCUUGUUUCCGAUCGUCUGUAUUGCGACCCGGCGAAGAACAACUGCCACUCAAAAAAACAUAAAAAAAUAAUCAAAUUUAUAUUUAGGAACAACUUUCCCUGAUUUUUUUUUUAACCAUGCAACUUUUUGUGACUCGUUGACCAUCAAAAAGUUGCAACCUUUUUUAAAAACCGAAAAUGAGCUAUACCAAAUUUACUUUUUUUCUUUAAAAAAACACAGCUUAAUCCAAAACUAAACCUUGAGGUGCUGCCGAAGAGAAAAUUAAUUGGAUAAAUCUCCCAUCAUGGGCUCCAGACCAAUAGACCCUAAAGAACUUCUGAAAGGACUGGACUGUUUCCUUGGCAAAGAUGGAGAAAUCAAAACACACGAAGGGAUCACUAAAAUUUUCAACUUAAUGAAAGAUGCUCAAAAAAUGGUCAGUCGCUGCAUUUAUCUGAACAUCUUGUUGCAGACCCGAGCGCAAGAUAUACUGUCCAAAUUUAUCAAGGUUGGUGGCUACAAGCUUCUCAAUACUUGGCUGACUGGCUCCAAAGCAUCCAACAAUGUGCCCCUUCUCCAGCAGAUUCUGCUCACGUUGCAGCAUUUGCCUCUUACAGUAGAUCAUCUGAAACAAAACAAUACUGCCAAGCUGGUGAAGCAGCUCAGCAAGUCAAGUGAAGAUGAAGAGCUUCGCAGACUGGCCUCCGUACUUGUCAGUGAUUGGAUGGGUGUAAUCCGCUCCCAGAGUAGCUCACAACCAACAGAGCGAGACAAGAAGAAGCGCAAGGAGGAGAGUAAAAACAAGAGCCCUGUUCAGGAGAAGCCUCAGGAGCCCAAGCCAGAAGCCAAACCUGAGGAGACACCCGAGAAAAAGAAAGAAAAGCCGAAAUCUCUCCGCACCACUGCACCCAGCCAUGCCAAGUUCCGUUCCACUGGUUUAGAAAUGGAGACUCCAUCACUCCUUCCUGUAAAGAAGAACAUGGGUGCUGUAGUCACCUCUGAUAAAUACAACUUGAAGCCAAUACCACUGAAGAGACAAAAUACAUCAGCUCCUGCUGCUGAGAAUCCACCAGCUGAGAAGAAGUACAAACCCCUCAACACCACCCCCAAUACUACCAAAGAGAUUAAAGUGAAGAUCAUUCCUCCGCAACCUAUGGAAGGUUUGGGUUUCUUGGAUGCCCUAAACUCAGCCCCUGUUCCAGGCAUCAAAAUCAAGAAGAAGAAGAAAGUCCUGUCUCCAACUGCUGCAAAGCCAAGUCCUUUUGAGGGGAAGCCAGUCCCGGAAACCAGUGCUGCCAAGCCAUCUUCACCAGAGGUUGCUCCGGCAUCUGAAGCGACAGAUGUGGAAAGACCUGGCACCCCUGUGCCAGCUGUGGAGGUCCCUGAGCCAAUGGAGACAAGCUCUUCUGAGGCAGGAGUGGUGGAGGCCAAACCAGCCGAGAGCCCAGUGGAUUCUGCACAGCUGACCAAGAAGGGCAAAAAGAAGAAGACCGUGAGCUGGCCUGAGGAAAGCAAGCUGCGAGAGUACUUCUACUUUGAACUGGAUGAGACCGAGCGAGUCAAUGUAAACAAGAUCAAAGACUUUGGGGAGGCUGCCAAGCGGGAAAUGUUGAAGGAUCGCCAUGCUUUUGAAACCGCCCGUCGGCUGAGUUAUGAUGCCAUGGAAGAGAAGGUCCCUUGGAGCUACCCAAAGCCCAUUGACUUGCCUACUCCACUGGUUCAGCCAGGAAGUGGCAGCCAAGAGAAAUUAAUCCAAGCUGAGCGCGAGAAGGGCAUUUUACAGGAACUCUUUCUCUCAAAAGAAAGUGUCCCAGAAAGCCCUCACGAGCCUGACCCAGAGACCUAUGAGCCAGUGCCACCAAAGCUUAUUCCUCUGGAUGAGGAAUGCGCCAUGGAUGAGGCCACCUACGAGGAGAGACUCGACCCGGCCACCGCCUCGCAGUCUCCAGACGGAGCUGGGGGCUCCAAGCUGCCCCCGGUCCUGGCCAACCUCAUGGGCAGCAUGGGGGCGGGCAAGAACCCGCAGGGCCCCAACCCCACCUCCUCCAUCAACGUGCAAGAGAUUCUCACCUCCAUCAUGGGUGGUGCAAACAACGCUAAAACAGAGGACUUGAUGAAACAACCAGAUUAUUCGGACAAGAUCAAGCAUCUGCUGGGCAACUUGCAGGGCCAGCCUGUUCCAGGUCCUUCAGGAGUUCCACACGGGCUGCUUGGAACGGGACCUGGUCCAGUGCCCAAUGGUUUUCCACCAGGGCCCAAAAAUAUGCCGCAUUUCCCUCCUGGAGGGCCAGGGCCCAUGCCUGCAGGACCCCAUGGAGGCCCAGGUGGCCCUAAUAUGCACCCAGGGCCAGGAGUGCCCAGUGGACCUCGGAUGAUGGGCCCACCUCCUCCUCAGUGUAACGAUGGAUACUGGGACCCUCCAGAUGGUGGGAUGCGUGGCGGGCCCCAUGGAGGCAUGAGAGGUGGCAGCCCAGGACCUGGCCCUUUCCACCGGGGGCGUGGCGGCCGAGGAGGAGAGCCCCCCUUCCGUGGACGAGGUGGCGGUGGACGGAGUGGCGGCCCCCACAAUGGUAGGGGCGGCCCUCCCAACAGCGGCAUGGGAGGUGGCCACGGAGGGGGACACGGCGGUGGUGGCCACGGAGGUCACGGAGGAGGGGGCCACCCCGGGGACCACGGCAGGGGACACCCAGGCGGCCACCCCGGGGACCACGGCAGGGGACAUCCAGGCGGCCAUCCCGGGGACCACGGCAGGGGAUAUCCAGGGGACCACGGCAGGGGACAUCCCGGGGACCAUGGCAGAGGUCACCCAGGGGACCACGGCUGGGGGCACGGAGGCGGCCACGGUGGAGACAGGUCGAAGCGUCCUGUGUGUCGUCAUUUCACGAUGAAAGGCAGCUGCCGGUACGAACACAACUGUGCCUUCUACCACCCGGGUGUGAACGGCCCACCUUUGCCCUAGUCCUUUGGACCCGGUCCCCUCUCCCUGCGCCAGUCUCCUCUAACUGUGGUCUCAACGCACAUUCCCAUGCCAUGGACUGGGGGGCCCGAGCCCCAACCUUCAGACUCGUGCUGCAUCUACUCUUUUAAUGGCUUCUGUGAGGCCCUUGAAAUGCUUCGGGAAAGGGGAGGCCACUGCUCCUUCCUGAUGCAUUUGCUGCUAUUUGAUGAACUGCCACGUACUCGAAAAGAAAAAAAACAACCACUUCCUUCCAGAGGCAGGGCGAUGGGUUCCCUAGUAACUUGAAAGCACAAGAGACAUGUGGAGGGCUCUGCAAACAAUCAAUUUGUAUCAUUAUCCUUGUGAAGCCAGCAAAGGAAGAGAGAACAUCCCAGCUCAUCCCAUUCUCUGGACUGUAUUCUGCAUGUUCUUAGGAACCAAACAUGCACUGAAGACUUCUGCUUUGGUUUGGAAGAACAUCUGGCAUCAGCAGGAAAAUACAGACCCCUCUUGGGAACACUGGGGCAAGGCAGAAGUGAAACAACAGCCAGUGUGUGCAUUUUCCUGUGGGAUCGGAAUCGACUGUUCCUAUUUGGAGGCCUUUCUGAAGCGAACGGAGAAUUCCAGCAGCUGCCACUUGCACAGUCCUUGACUCAUAAUGUCCCAUCAUCCCGUGUGUAUAAAAUACCCCCCUGCAGUGUUCCCAUUGACCGCAGAGAUGCGCUUUCCCUUGGUGCUAAAUCCUAUCAUUGGGGGAAACCUACAACUUGUUUUCUGUGAAAACUGAACCUUGACUCAAAUUAUUUAGGGGGUAAAACUUCUUUUGUUCUUUUUUGUUCUCCGUAUUACGUUUGUCGGUUGUGGCUUUUUAAAAACUUGUCUCACGAGAUGUGGACUCCGUAACACCAUUCAUUUGUCUCCCCCUCCUCUUCUUGCAGUGGGUGCAGCACUUCUCUCCCGAGGAAAAGAAAAUGUCUCCCUCUAUGUUUUGUAUAUUUUGUACAUUAGUAAUAAACAUGGUGGAAAACAGUGGAUUAUCUAAUUUAA